GAGGAACCACGUAAUAUGGGGGCCUGGAACUUUAUCUCUACGCGCAUCCGCAACUACCUCGGCCUCCAUCUUGAUUUUGCUGGUCGUGGUGAGUUGGCGGUGCCUGCUGUCGGUAUAGGAGAGCUUCAUCAGGCGGAGGCUGCUCAGAUUUUGCAAGAUACAUUUCAUAAGGACUAG
Messenger RNA from Protopolystoma xenopodis, 177 nucleotides. Lineage: Eukaryota; Metazoa; Platyhelminthes; Monogenea; Polystomatidea; Polystomatidae. The record is from the annotation of a GenBank genome assembly.